Messenger RNA from Symbiodinium natans, 1335 nucleotides. Lineage: Eukaryota; Dinophyceae; Suessiales; Symbiodiniaceae. The record is from the annotation of a GenBank genome assembly.
AUGGACAAGAACCCACGCCUGCUUGCAGAUGUGGAGGCAGCUGGGAAGCGCAGUACGGAGAACGUGGCACGUGUCGAAUCUACUGCAGCUCGCGAGAGGUCUGAGCGUCUGCAAGCCGAGAAGGGAGGCCGUGAGCGCCUAGGGCAUUUGGGUGGACGCUACGCUUUCCGCUGGCAGGGUGACGCUGACGAGGCAGAGUCGUUUGAGCUGAUCCUCCGUGAUUCCGGGAAGUUUGAGAGCCAGUAUUUCUCGCAGCUGGCAAAGACCAUGACCGACACGCAGACACACAGCGGAGUUUGGGAAGUCUCAGCCACAGAGCGCCAGAUACUGCUCUACAAAGAGGGUGGCGGCCCAGUCGAGCGCUGGGCUUUGGACGCUCACGGCGACCUCGAUGCUGGAAAGGAUUUUGCGCUGUCGAAGCAGCGCAUGAUCCUGCGACCAGAUGAUGACUGCCUGGAUGUAGCUGCGGCGCUGAAAUCCUUGCAGGUGGAUCGCACAGUUGGCCCCGUGAGCAAGGAGCUCUUCACCCCAGGGCCUGCUGCCGGGAAGCACCGUCUCGAGGAGUUCGUACGAAAGCGCCUCUCCCUGUUUGGGCAGAAGCGCAAUGAUCCUACGAAGCAGGCCGUAUCGGGCCUUUCUCCAUGGAUCAAGUUUGGCCAGAUUUCUGCGCAGCGCUGCGCCCUGGUCGUGCGGAAGGCCGCCAAAGGUGCGGCCAAGUCUGCGGCGAACGACUUCCUGGAGGAGUCGAUUGUGCGGCGAGAGCUCUCUGACAAUUACUGCUGGUACAACCAGAACUACGAUUCGCUGAAGGGUGCCUCGGCAUGGGCGGUUGAGACGCUGAAGAAGCACAGCAAGGACAAGAGGGAGUACCUGUACAGCAGGGCACAGCUGGAGAAGGCCAAAACCCAUGAUGAGCUUUGGAACGCGGCUCAGCGGCAGAUGGUUUCUGAAGGCAAGAUGCAUGGUUUCCUCCGAAUGUAUUGGGCAAAGAAGGUGUUGGAGUGGAGCAAAGAUCCAGCCACAGCUCUGGCCACAGCCAUUUACCUGAACGACCGCUACAACUUGGAUGGGCGAGAGCCAAAUGGGUACGUUGGUUGCAUGUGGUCCAUCUGUGGAGUGCAUGACAUGGGAUGGUCAGAGCGGAAGAUCUUCGGAAAGAUUCGGUACAUGAACUACGAGGGCUGCAAACGGAAGUUCAACGUGAAGGAGUUCGAGAGCAUGUAUCCUGCAAACAGCGAGGUGAAUGGUGUGCAGGUCGGGGAAGCCUCCAAGAAGAGGAAGUCGACCAAAGCUGCCUCCUCGGGUGCUGCUAAGCGGCAGAAGAGGUCAAAGUGA